AUAAUUCAGACUGGCAUUGUCCCGGACAGCUAAAUCUGGUUUCGGUGGGUCCUUCAGUCUUGGAGGAAAGAUUAGUAGCUAGCAGUUAGCCGUGGUCAACAUGCCGACUGUCAGUGUCAAAAGGGAUCUUCUGUUUCAUGCCUUGGGCAGAACAUAUACUGAUGAAGAAUUUGAUGAGUUGUGUUUUGAGUUUGGGCUGGAGCUCGAUGAGAUUACCUCAGAGAAGGACAUCAUCAGUCGUGAGCAGGGGGACACCAAGGCAGAGGGGGCGUCUGAUGUGAUUCUGUAUAAGAUCGAUGUCCCAGCUAACCGCUAUGACCUUCUGUGUCUGGAAGGGCUGGUCAGGGGCCUGCAGGUCUUCAAGCAGAAGAUGGAAGCCCCUCGCUACAGGCGUGUGAGUCCAGCCAGCAGUGAGCCUCAGAGGCUGGUCAUCACAGAGGAGACAACUGCUGUGCGACCCUACGCUGUGGCUGCAGUCCUGAGGAACAUCACCUUCACACAGGAACGCUACGACAGCUUUAUCGAACUACAGGAGAAACUCCAUCAGAAUGUCUGUAGGAAAAGGACUCUGGUUGCCAUCGGCACCCAUGACCUGGACACCAUUUCAGGCCCCUUCACCUACACAGCCAAACCACCUGGUGACAUCCGCUUCAAACCUCUCAACCAGGCCAAGGAGUACACCGCACAGGAACUCAUGAGCCUCUACAAGACAGACAGCCACUUGCGACACUAUCUGCACAUCAUUGAAGACGAGGCUGUAUAUCCUGUCAUCUAUGACAGCAACGGCAUUGUUUUGUCUAUGCCUCCAAUCAUCAAUGGGGACCAUUCCAAAAUCUCCUUGAAUACAAAGAAUGUUUUUAUCGAGUGCACAGCCACUGACCUUACCAAGGCAAAAAUUGUGUUGGACAUGAUGGUGACGAUGUUCUGCGAGUAUUGUGAAGAGCCUUUCACGGUAGAGGAGGUUGAGGUGGUGUACCCAGAUGGAAGGACCUGUCAGUACCCGGAGCUGGCUUACAGGAAGGAAACUCUGUCAGCUGACUUCAUCAACCGUAAAGUUGGCAUCAGUGAGUCGACUGAGCAUAUCGCUCAACUGUUGACCAAGAUGUGCUUGCGCUCAGAGGUCAUGAGUGACGGCGACCAGAUCGAGGUGGAGAUCCCGCCUACGCGCUCUGACGUCAUCCACGCCUGUGACAUCAUGGAGGACGCCGCCAUGGCGUACGGUUUCAACAAUAUUCCCCGCACCACGCCGCGCACAUAUACCAUAGCCAAUCAGCUCCCACUGAAUAAGCUGUCGGAGCUACUGAGACAGGACCUGGCUGCUGCUGGAUUCACGGAGGCCCUCACCUUCGCCCUGUGUUCUCAAGAGGACAUAGCUGACAAGCUGUUGAAGAACAUCUCAGAGACCAGAGCAUGUCGCAUCUCCAACCCCAAGACAGCUGAGUUCCAGGUGGCGCGCACCACCCUGCUGUCAGGCCUGCUGAAGACUGUGGCUGCCAACAGGAAGAUGCCUCUGCCUCUGAGGCUGUUUGAGAUUUCAGACGUGGUGCUCAAGGAUGAAUCCAAAGACGUGGGGGCCAGGAACAACCGUCGCCUGUGUGCUGUCUACUACAACAAGAGUCCUGGGUUUGAGGUGAUCCAUGGUCUGAUGGACAGGGUUAUGCAGCUGCUGGAGAUCAAACCAGGCCAGGGCAAUGGCUACCACAUCCAGGCUGCUGACGAUUCCACCUUCUUCCCUGGUCGCUGUGCUGAGAUCUUUGCGUGCGGGAAGAGCAUAGGACGCCUUGGGGUCCUUCACCCUGAUGUCAUCAACCGCUUUGAGCUCACCAUGCCAUGCUCCGCCCUGGACAUCGACAUUGAGCACUUCCUGUGAUGUCACAGGCAGACUCACGCCUGAACCUGUAACUCCACCCUACUCAUGCUCAGUCAAUCUCAACACAGGCUUUCCCAGCUCCAGCAGAGUACAGUCCAACCUGCCACAGCUGAGCUCACAUUUUCACACAAAUCUCCCAUUGACAUCACAUUGCGAGCUUGAGAUAUGUGCGAAGGUAAGGAUUCGGCUCCAAAUAAAUUGUUCAGUUUAUAUCAUGCUGGUAUUUCUGUUGACAAAUGUACAACAGUGUAUGAAGUAACCAUAUAAAUUGUAGGCUGGUAUAUACAAAGGAUGUGGCUGUAUUUGUAUCUCCAUGGUAAUUAAAGUGAAUAUGAGAUGUCA
Oncorhynchus keta (chum salmon) is the source of this 2212-nucleotide messenger RNA. Its product is annotated as phenylalanine--tRNA ligase beta subunit. Bases 101 to 1870 code for a protein of 589 amino acids. The transcript has 16 exons. NCBI's taxonomy places the organism in Eukaryota, Metazoa, Chordata, Actinopteri, Salmoniformes, Salmonidae. The record is from RefSeq and is a predicted model, not a curated record. Gene Ontology annotation, molecular function: ATP binding; RNA binding; phenylalanine-tRNA ligase activity. Gene Ontology annotation, cellular component: cytoplasm; phenylalanine-tRNA ligase complex. Gene Ontology annotation, biological process: phenylalanyl-tRNA aminoacylation.